AUUUUGCACUCGCGCGGUCACACUAGAGAGAAGCAACAGCGUACAAAAAAACAUGCCAGAUCUAGUUUAAGCCACUCCACAAAGCGGCGGUGCGCGGCGCUUAACGGAAAGCAAGAAGAAACUGGAAUUGGAAUCGUAGGCGAACCGAGAAGCCACGAAUCAUACAUAUGUGUCUGCUUUUUCGCCAGCGAAUUGGAGUUAAAUGAUUGAGUAGUGGAUAAAAUCGGACAUCGGACGCACAAGAUCCGGAUCCGCGGAGCCACUUUUGCGUGAAGUGCUUGGAAGUGCUACCUCAAAAAACCAUUAACUACCACCAAUCACCCCUCAACUAGAAGAUAUAAUAUAUCAACAUGCUGCCUCGGUUCCGUUCCUUCUAUGGCAAGCUGAUCAUCUUCAUUCUGGUCGCCCUGUGCUUCAUCCUAUAUAGCAAGGUGCAACAGAAUGGACCACCGGAGGAACCGGUGGUGAUGCCACUUGGCCGGGUACCUGCUAUACGAGGCCCUGGGCGCGAUCGGUACGAGACGUAUAGCGACAGUGAAAACGAGAUCGCCCGACCUGCCACCCAGUCACCCUACGAGCAGGUCAUCCAAUUGGAUCUUCAGAAACAGAAGGCGGGACUCGGCGAACAGGGCGUGGCCGUUCAUCUUUCGGGGGCAGCCAAGGAGCGUGGCGAUGCCAUUUACAAGAAGAUUGCCCUCAAUGAGGAGCUAAGUGAGCAGUUGUCCUAUAAUCGGAGUGUCGGUGACCACCGGAAUCCUCUGUGCGCCAAACAGCGCUACGAUGCUGAAUCCCUUCCCAGUGCCAGUGUGGUUAUCAUUUUCUUCAACGAACCCUACUCCGUGUUGCUGAGAACCGUGCACAGCACUCUGAGCACCUGUAACGAGAAAGCCCUCAAGGAGAUUAUUUUGGUGGACGAUGGUAGUGAAAAUGUGGAACUCGGCGCCAAGCUGGACUACUAUAUUCGAACGAGAAUUCCAGAAGGCAAGGUCACAAUUCUGCGGCUCAAAAACCGUUUGGGUCUGAUUCGUGCCCGUUUGGCCGGAGCUCGAAUAGCCACGGGGGAUGUCCUCAUCUUCCUGGACGCCCAUUGCGAGGGCAAUAUUGGUUGGUGCGAGCCACUUCUGCAGCGCAUCAAGGAGUCCCGAACGAGCGUCCUGGUGCCCAUCAUUGAUGUCAUUGAUGCCAAUGACUUUCAAUACAGCACCAAUGGCUAUAAAUCGUUCCAAGUGGGCGGAUUCCAAUGGAACGGCCACUUUGAUUGGAUCAACCUGCCGGAGAGGGAGAAACAGCGGCAGCGACGGGAGUGCAAGCAGGAACGGGAGAUUUGUCCAGCUUAUAGUCCCACCAUGGCCGGUGGAUUGUUCGCCAUGGAUCGACGAUACUUCUGGGAAGUGGGUAGCUACGAUGAACAAAUGGAUGGUUGGGGUGGCGAGAACCUGGAAAUGUCCUUCCGCAUUUGGCAGUGUGGCGGCACCAUCGAAACAAUUCCAUGCUCCCGCGUGGGACACAUAUUCCGAGACUUUCAUCCGUACAAAUUCCCUAACGAUCGUGACACACACGGCAUAAAUACUGCCCGCAUGGCUCUGGUGUGGAUGGAUGAGUACAUCAACAUAUUCUUCCUCAACCGACCGGACCUGAAGUUCCACGCGGACAUUGGCGAUGUGACCCACCGAGUGAUGCUGCGCAAGAAGCUUCGCUGCAAGAAUUUCGAUUGGUACCUAAAGAAUAUUUACCCUGAGAAGUUUGUACCCACCAAGGAUGUGCAGGGCUGGGGCAAGGUGCACGCUGUGAACUCCAACAUAUGCCUGGACGAUCUGCUGCAGAACAACGAGAAGCCCUACAACGCUGGCUUAUAUCCAUGCGGCAAAGUACUUCAAAAGUCGCAGCUGUUUUCCUUCACCAACUCUCAGGUCCUGCGCAAUGAGCUGAGCUGUGCGACAGUGCAGCACAGCGAGUCCCCACCGUACCGGGUGGUGAUGGUGCCCUGCAUGGAGAACGACGAGUUCAACGAGCAGUGGCGAUACGAGAGCCAGCACAUCAUUCACAGUAAUACUGGAAUGUGUCUCGAUCACAAGGGACUCAAGAGCAUGGACGACGCUCAAGUGGCACCAUGUGAUCCACACAGUGAAUCCCAAAGAUGGAUCAUCGAGCAUUGAGAUUAUGCCUAGCGGGGGAAAAUGGGAUGGGGACCAAAACCAACUGAGAGAUACUGACUAACGCCGACUGAACGGAACUCGAAUUCAAAUUAGAACAACUCUUUGUAAAUACAUAAAUCGAAUGCUAGAAUUAUAUAUUUUCUGUACACUAACCUGUGUAUGAUAAGAAGAAAAGACGACGGGGUAGCUAGUGCAAAUCAAAUCAAGUGGAAUCAAAUCAAAUCAAAAGAAAACAAACCCAGCAAAUCAAACGCAAACGAGUCAUUUGGAAAGCAAAUAACAAUUAACUGUGUGUUGUGUACUUUGUGUGUGUAUAAAUAUAUAAAUAGAGCAAGUUGUAAGGAUAGUGUGUCCGAAACAUCCUAUGUAAAUGAUAUUUAGUCGCCAUGUGAUCAUGUAAGGAUGUAAGAAGGCAGGAUAUGGAACAAUUGCAUUCCAUGGCCAGGGAUUCAACGAGGAGCGCUCCCAUGAGCUAUGCCCUCAGCAAUAACCAACUAUGUAAACUGUAAACUAAAAGUGUUGUAAGCAUUUAUCUACUAACAUAACAAUUUUGCCAUUUGUUUUCAUGAAAUAAAACACUUCCGACUGGAAGAUGCACAUAUUCAAA
Drosophila eugracilis is the source of this 2763-nucleotide messenger RNA. It is a transcript of the gene Pgant1, whose product is annotated as polypeptide N-acetylgalactosaminyltransferase 1. The record is from RefSeq and is a predicted model, not a curated record. The coding region runs from base 351 to 2156 and encodes 601 amino acids. Lineage: Eukaryota; Metazoa; Arthropoda; Insecta; Diptera; Drosophilidae. The transcript has 4 exons. Gene Ontology annotation, cellular component: Golgi apparatus.